CCCACCAGUCUCAGAGACGGAAUCAGUGACGGGCCAGAGCAUCCCCCGCCUCCACCAUGAAACUCGCUGUCACCCUCCCCCUGGUGACGCUGGCUCUCUGCUGCAGCUCCGCUUCCGCAGAGAUCUGCCCGACCUUUCUGCGUGUCAUUGAAUCCCUGUUCCUGGACACACCCUCCAGUUUUGAGGCUGCCAUGGGAUUUUUCAGCCCCGAUCAAGACAUGAGUGAGGCAGGGGCUCAGCUGAAGAAGCUGGUGGACACCCUCCCCGCAAAGGCCAGAGACAGCAUCAUUAAGCUCAUGGUAACCAGCGCCCUUCACUUCACACUGGUUAGAAGUGGCUUCUCCAAAUGGGGCUGUAGGGUUGCCCCAGUUUUCAGACCUGUUUCUAAUCCAGAGAGGAGAGUCACAGUGCCACUGUCCCCAGGCAGGCAGCACAGUGAUCUUUUUUGAAACAGAGUCUUGCU
Molecule: messenger RNA, 463 nt
Organism: Chlorocebus sabaeus (green monkey)
Lineage: Eukaryota; Metazoa; Chordata; Mammalia; Primates; Cercopithecidae
Gene: SCGB1A1
Product: secretoglobin family 1A member 1
Biological process (GO): signal transduction
Cellular component (GO): cytoplasm
Source: RefSeq, a predicted model, not a curated record